Phaeodactylum tricornutum CCAP 1055/1 is the source of this 2007-nucleotide messenger RNA. RefSeq lists its product with no specific name. The record is from RefSeq and is a predicted model, not a curated record. Bases 275 to 1966 code for a protein of 563 amino acids. The transcript has a single exon. NCBI's taxonomy places the organism in Eukaryota, Bacillariophyta, Bacillariophyceae, Surirellales, Neidiaceae.
AUAGAUAGGCUUGGAGCCACUGGCCCAGCUUAGCUUUACAUUAACUAUCUCGCAAUCACCGUCCAAAAUAGUUCCGAACUUUGAGUAAUUUGACGACUCUCACCAUCGAUUCUUUCAUCCCGGGGCUCUCGGACUUUACGUUCGUAAAAUACAUCUCCUAUCAGGAGGCUACUGCUUCAACACCUCCGUUCUACUCAAAUUUACAGUUAAUCGCAAAUCUCUCCUUGGAAGUACUUCCUUCAAUUUUUCUGAAGUGAAGCUUGCGACCUCAGCCAUGUCGACAGCGUCUGACGAUGCGGCGGAAAAGGCAGCAGGAUCCAAUGUGGAAGACGGGUCCCUCUCUCUUGCUUCUCACCAUUUUGGCAACGAAACGGAAAUGCCCAAGAUUGAGGAAGGCCAACUCCGCCGCGCUCAGUCCAUUUCUGAAGCAGUCGAAAACAAUGAUGACAAGCUCUGUAACGCCCCUUGGUUUCUUAAGUUUAUCGAGUACCCUUUCCAUGUAAAGGAUCCAACUCGGGACGUCUACUUACCUGAAGCGGCCGGCUGGGCGAUGGAUUCUGCGGGUCGGGGCCCGCUCAAUCAAGUCGGAUCUUACGUUGGACAGGCGAUUCUUCGUUUGGCUACUCAAGAUGCCGGCUGCUUGAACCCGCGAACUUGUACGAAUACUGUAUAUGGUUUGAAGCCAAGUUCUCUCCUUACCGCAACUACUUCUAUCGUUGGAGUAGUGGCUGCUUUUCUGAUGCCCAUCGUCGGGGCAGUGGUCGAUCACACCACGCAUCGACGCUUACUCGGGCUCGUUUCUGGAAUGGCGGCCGUCGUUCUCGCUGGCAUUCAGAUAAGUGUGAACGCGAACAACUGGUUCUUCAUCCUCUGUGUAGACGGAGCGUUGUCUUUCUCGCUACUUGUACACACAACGGCAGUAUUUGCCUAUUUGCCCGACUUGAGUUUGGACGAAAAUGUUCUCUCCCACUACACUUCACAUUUCAACAUUCGGCAAUACUCGGUUCAGGUUGUCUAUCUAGGCUUAGUCAUUAUUACAGGAGAAGUCCGCAAUUUACCCUCUCAAGCAAUUGCCACUUCGGUGCAAACUGCGAAAGACGCAGCGGGCAUCAGCUUUGGCGUUGCCGCUCUUUUUAUUGGAUACGCUUGGAUCUUUCUAUUCCGCCCUCGGCCAGCCUUGUCCAAAGUUCCCGAAGGACAAACAUUGCUGACCACCGGUUUCGUACAAGUUCAUCGAACUGGCAAGAAAAUUUGGAAGGAUUAUUGGGCGUUGAAGUGGUUCAUGUUCAGUUUACUGUGGUCUCCCGAAGCUGGUGCAGGUGUCAUCCAAUCGAUUGCCGUCACAUUCUUGACUGUGGUGAUGAAGUUUACCGGUCUGGAUUUGGCCAAGGCCAUGCUGGUUCUGAUGGUUGGAAACAUUUGCGGCUCUUUAUUUUCAAAAUGGGUGUGUCAAAAGAUUAAUCCGCUCAAUUCGUAUCGUUGCGGUCUCAUGUCAUUGGCUGUUUCGAUUUUCGUGUCGGCGUGGACAUUAAAUGGACCAGAAAGGCGCGCAGCCGUUUUUGGUUUUACGUUUUUUUGGGGGGUCUCUAUGGGAUGGGUUAACCCGUCGCAACGUGUGCUGUUAUGCACACUUAUACCGAAAGGUCAAGAGACCGAAAUGAUGGGGCUAUUCGUUUUCACUGGCCAGAUUCUAGGCUGGCUACCACCUCUCAUUUUCACUCUAAUGAACGAGAAUGGCGCCGACAUACGCUGGGGAUUCGGGCUGGUCACUUUCUUUUGUGGUUUUGCGGCAAUCUGCACACUCCCAAUGGGCAAUUAUUACGAGGCUGUUGCAUGGGCCGCUCGCCAGUCGGAAGAGAAGCUGGGAGAAGUUCUCGUAAAUGCUCAAUCUCGGAGUGAAAAGCUGCAUGAAAGUGCACAAUCGAUUGGGAGCCAAGAUUGUGCAACAGAGAAAAUUGAAAAAUAGACUUGCUAGGCAACUAAUCUUAGCAGCAGUAUAUUUUGCUC